AUGCGCUCCCUCGUCGGACUAAUCGCUGUUGUUGCUACAGCCAGCUUGUACCUGUAUUCGCUGUCCCUGUAUCUUCCUGCGGCACCGCGGCGACGUCCUCAUCCAGCUGCCGACAGAAAACAUGUGGAGACAGAGGUGUCCACUGACAGCUCCGAAGAACCCAGCAGCAGGUUGAAGUUCCCCUCAGAUCUGGAGGAGCUGAGGGAACUGGCUGAGCUCCUGCAGUUUUACAAGACAGAGCACACUGGAUAUGUCCUGCUACUCUUCUGUAGUGCAUAUCUCUACAAGCAGUCCUUUGCCAUUCCUGGAUCCUCAUUCCUGAACAUUUUAGCAGGAGCUAUAUUUGGACCAUAUCAAGGACUGCUGCUUGCCUCUGUGCUCACCACUGUGGGGUCCACCAUGUGCUACCUCCUGUCCCAGGCCUUUGGAAAGCGCUACAUUGUUACCCUCUUCCCUGAUAAAGUCUCCAUGCUACAGAGGAAGGUUGGGGAGAACCAGGACUGUUUGCUGUUCUUUCUGCUCUUCCUGAGAUUCUUUCCCAUGACUCCCAACUGGUUUCUGAACAUGUCUGCCCCUAUUGUCAACAUCCCCAUCACCUUCUUCUUCUGCUCAGUCUUCAUUGGCCUCCUGCCGUAUAACUUCAUCUGUGUACAGACGGGCGUCAUGCUGUCUGAGGUGGCCUCGCUGGAUGACUUGUUUUCCUGGGAGAGGUUGCUGCAGCUGCUGGCCAUCGCCUGCAUGGCUCUGCUGCCCGGCGCCCUCAUCCGCCACUUCAGUCAGAAGCGUCUCAAACUGGAUGUCCAAACGCAGAAUGGGCUCAUCACAGAUAAGAAGGUCCAGUGAUUUGUUCUGGGAAUUAAUUUGUUCCCUGGUGCUUUAAUGCCAUCUGCCCUCAAGAGUGAAUGUAUUUAAAGAAAAACUUUGCCCACACAAGUGUAAAGGUUUCUUUUAUCUGGAGUCCCUUACUGUUCUGCAGCCAUCUGGAGAUGGAGAGCUUUUAGGAAAAAAUAAGACUGGCACAGUGGGAUUUGAUUCCAAGUUUUUUAUGUAACCAAAUGUUGGUGUUUUUGUGCCACAACUUUGUUUGGGCACAGUAUGUAUAUAGAUGUAUGAAUGUACAGUAGUCAUAUGGAGAGAGGGAAGGAAUUUAAGGAGACUGUUAUUAUACAGUAAUAAGAGUAUUGCUUCAAUGUAAACAGCUAGUGUUUCAAGUGCCUGUCACACAGUUAAAGACUGUUUGAAACUUCUACCUCCAACAUGGACUUGUGGAAAAGUUCAUGUAACAGCCUACUCGUGUUUGUUGUUGCUGGAUGGUUAAGAUGAUUGUUUUUUGGGUUUGUGAUGUCAAUUAUUUGAUUUGUAACUGAAAUGCGUAUCUUGUUUGACAAUCACAUUUUGCAAUUUAUAAAUUGUAAUACUAUUACUAUUUUUAAACUUUGAACUCAAAGUUUUUCAAAUUGUAUAAUUUGGCCUCAGUAACCAAUUGAAUUACAUCCUGGUUUUGUCAUGAUA
Molecule: messenger RNA, 1512 nt
Organism: Perca fluviatilis (European perch)
Lineage: Eukaryota; Metazoa; Chordata; Actinopteri; Perciformes; Percidae
Gene: tmem41aa
Product: transmembrane protein 41aa
Exons: 5
Coding region: 1-843 (280 amino acids)
Source: RefSeq, a predicted model, not a curated record